UCGCUACCUCGGAUGUCUUCGGCCCGUGCCGCUGUUCCCACGGAAGCUGGGGCCGGGAACUUCGAGGGCCGUGGCUGAUCCGGCAGUAUUCACAGCACUGGGGAAGGCUCUGGAGUGUUAUUUUGGGAGCAGUCCCGGUCGGUGUGUUUAUGAAAUUAGACCUGGCUACACCCUCUUGGGAAUGGGAGGGCGGCCGGGUCCUAGUGCUCGCUAGAUCUCCGGGGCCAGGGGCUGAGGGGCGGGCGGAGGCGGCGGCUCAAGCUAAGAGCGACUUCGCUGCGCGAAGCCGUCCGCGGGGCGCUGAUGGCCGGGCGCAUCCUGGGAAAGACUUUAGCCACCGUGUCUCUCUCUGUGGCCUUGGCCUAUGUGACUGUCAAGUCCUCGGGCUUUCGCAGCAUCCCGGAGUGCAGAAACUCACUUUCAUCUUGUGGAUUUCAUCUUAAUUCCAACAUCAUGUCUGCUUCUAAUGGUGCCAAAGGAAAUUCCCACAACAAGGCUAGGACAUCUCCUUACCCAGGUUCAAAAGUUCAACGCAGCCAGGUUCCUAAUGAGAAAGUAGGCUGGCUUGUUGAGUGGCAAGACUAUAAUCCUGUGGAAUACACUGCACUCUCUGUCUUGGCUGGACCUAGGUGGGCAGAUCCUCAGAUCAGUGAAAGCACCUUUUCUCCCAAGUUUAAUGAAAAAGAUGGGCAUGUUGAGAGAAAGAGCCAGAAUGGCCUGUAUGAGAUUGAAAAUGGAAGACCUAGAAAUCCUGCAGGACGGACAGGAUUAGUUGGCCGAGGGCUUUUGGGGCGAUGGGGCCCAAAUCAUGCUGCAGAUCCCAUCAUAACUAGGUGGAAAAGGGAUAAAAGUGGAAAUAAAAUCACCCACCCCAUUUCUGGGAAAAACAUCUUACAGUUUGUUGCAAUCAAAAGGAAAGACUGUGGAGAAUGGGCAAUCCCAGGGGGGAUGGUGGAUCCGGGGGAGAAGAUCAGUGCUACAUUGAAAAGAGAAUUUGGUGAGGAAGCUCUCAACUCCUUACAGAAAUCCAGUGCUGAAAAGAGAAAAUUAGAGGAACAGUUACACAAACUCUUCAGUCAGGAACACCUAGUGAUAUAUAAGGGAUAUGUUGACGAUCCUCGAAACACUGAUAAUGCAUGGAUGGAGACAGAAGCUGUGAACUACCAUGAUGAAACUGGUGAGAUCAUGGAUAACCUCACCCUUGAAGCUGGAGAUGACGCUGGGAAAGUGAAGUGGGUGGACAUCAGUGAUAAACUGAAGCUCUAUGCGAGUCACUCUCAGUUCAUCAAACUAGUUGCAGAGAAGCGAGAUGCACACUGGAGUGAAGACUCUGAAACUGACUGCCAUGGGUUAUAGCUCACAGCCUCCAUGUAAGCCGAAGUUGAGCCAAGGAGCACACACUGAGAAGAAGGCACUAUCAACAGAACUGAUACUGGCAAGAGGGCAGGGUUGAUGACUUGGAAAUAAUUUUAUUCACUUUUCAAACGAUUUUCAUUUAGAAGGUUUUACAUCAGAAUAAAAUUAGGUAGAUAUGGUGAAAUCCAACAUGGUAUUUUUGGCUUUCUAGUCAAAAGAAAUAUAAAUGUAUUUUGUAUGUAUUCUAUUUUAAGCAUGCCUUUAAACCAAAUUUAAACAACUUUGAUGCUCUUUGUUUUUUUGGUGGGGGGAUUUAAGUUUGAUUUCUUGAAUCACUGAAACAUAUAUAGUCAGGAGAUGCUGUGUUACAUGUAGGUGGUAUCAAUUCUGGUAGUUCUUUGUUCCUUGUUCAGUGCUAGUUCUCAGCAUGAAACUUGUUGUGAUGCCAUGAUAGCAAAGGGACAUGUUAGGUACACUGACUUAUUUUUCAAAACCAAAUUAACCCAUUAGCUUCUAUUGAAAGUUUGAAAUUUUUUUCAGACUUUAAGUAAUUUUUUUGAGCCAUUGCUCAAAUAUAAAAAUAAUAAUAACAACUACAAUGGAAAAACAGUCCUUAUGCCAUUGGCACUCCAGGCCUUCCCUCACACAUGAACAAGGGGCUGUGAAGGUAGAACAUCAGGUGGCCCAGGUCCCAGGGUUUCCCUGGCACUGAGUGAUGUCUACCUUCUGUCUAUAUGCAUGUUCUCACUCCACCUUAAAUGUGGUUAUCCUAUACUGCCUCAGGUAGGAUGGGACUUCAUAUUCUUUUGAAAAUAAGUUUCUGAUCAGCCAUAACUUCUGCUUUCCAUCUGGUCCUUGUCUGUCAGUUCUUUCUGUUGUUGUUCCCCUUGCUUUUCUGUGGUCUAAAGGAUGUUUCUGCCAUAUCAAGCUCCAUUAGAAGAAGCACCACCAUUGUGUAAUCUGAGUUAUGGUUUAAUUAUUUGCUUAACAUUUUGUUUUGUAUGAUCUUGUUGAAACUGAUUUCAAAAAUGGGAACUUUAUGUUUUCUUGUUUUUAGAGGCUUCAGUUACGAGGAAAUUUCAGCCCCCUUAGUCAAUAAAGAUCAAUGAAUAAGA
Messenger RNA from Phyllostomus hastatus (greater spear-nosed bat), 2471 nucleotides. RefSeq names its product nudix hydrolase 9 (gene NUDT9). Lineage: Eukaryota; Metazoa; Chordata; Mammalia; Chiroptera; Phyllostomidae. Gene Ontology annotation, cellular component: mitochondrion. Gene Ontology annotation, molecular function: ADP-ribose diphosphatase activity. The transcript is spliced from 8 exons. Bases 304 to 1356 code for a protein of 350 amino acids. The record is from RefSeq and is a predicted model, not a curated record.